CGCUAGGGGCGGCUCUGCAGGGUCCUUGCGCCGCCUCCCGAGCGCCGCACUGAAGGGAGCGGAACGCGCUGAGGAUUGGGCGGCGAGGCCUGUGCAGGGCCCAGGCGAGGCGGGAGCGCGAACACAGCCACCCCCCCACCCUCGACAAGCGCAAGGACUACAACUCCCGGCAUCCCCCACGGCUCCACCUUCUUCCCGCCAAUCAGCGGGCGCAGGAGGCGGAACUUCGGAGACCUAAAGGCCGGGUUAGUGGCCUAGGUUUCUCCGGCUCGGAAGUAGAUCUGUUCAUUUCCGGUGCUGAAAUCGUCUGCGAAUUCAUCAUGAUUCUCCAACAGCUAUUCAGAUUUUCCUCCAUUUUCCGCUCUGCCAUCUCAGUACACUUGCGUAGGAACAUUGGCCUUUCUGCUAUAGCGUUUAAUAAGGCGAAGGAACUUGAUCCAGUUCAGAAGCUCUUUAUAGACAAGAUCAGAGAAUACAACAUGAAGAGCCAGAAAGCUGGUGGUCCAGCUGAUGUAGGCCCUGAAUACCAGAAAGACAUGGCUGAAGAAAUUGCCAAAAUUCAGCGGUUGUAUGGUGGGGGAGACCUGACCAAAUUUCCAGACUUCAAAUUUGAGGAGCCCAACUUUGAAGAGUCUCAAAAAUGAUGUGGUUGAUGUCUGCAUUCCAAGCACUGGUGUCAUCUUUUUCAUGGAGUUGUUAAAUAGGCCAGCAGUUGUAAUUUAAUGUGGAGUUUCACUUUCAAAUACUUGUUUGACUUCUGAACUCAAUACAGUACAAGUACAACAUGAUCUGCCAUAUUCAUAAAAUAUGGCAGUUCAAUUCAUAAAAUUCACUUUUGGAAAUCAAAUAUAAAGUGCUUAGUCCUUUAUCCAGUGUUUAAACACUGUUUACUGAGAUGACAUUUCAGUAUCCAGAUAAAACCAAAUGACCACUUAAGUGCAAAAUACAGUUAAAGUUAAUGAUACCUUUCCUAUUGAAAAGAACUGCGCUUCCCUAAAUUUUAAUCAUGUCACUGAAAUCUUAUAAUACAAUAAAGCCUGCAAGUAUGGCAUUAUUGUAUGCAUGUGAUCAUUCUAUGCUACAUUAUUGCAAUAGUAAAAUUUUAUUUAGACAUAUCCAGGAAUUCAAACAUUACAGCUCAUCCUCCAGUUGUGCAGGGCCCAUGAGCUGAAGUGGACUGACUGACUGACUUUUAUAUAAUCUUGGUGCACCAGAACAUUCUUGAAGAGGCUAUCUUGUUCUUUUAAAUGAAAAACUUGAGGUUCUGGGGGAGAGUUGAGUACUAAAGUUUCUGGUCUGUUCCUGAAGACCGCAUCCAAAUAUGAAACUUAUUCAAGUUCAGUCCUGUCUACCUGAAACACCAACAGAGGUUUGAACUACAGCUGCUCAAAGUACAGGGAGAGAAAUAACAGUGAGCUGACUUAUCUGAAUGGCAUUUGAUCCCAAGGAAACAAGAUAAACUGAGCAUUUUGCAAUCUCGGUAACGUUUCAUUUCGGUACCUGGUGCAGAUCCAUUAUGCUUUUUUCCCCCAAUUCAACCCUUGGUAGGAGUACAGGACUUAACACUACUGUGAUAUCAAAGGCAGUCAGUAAGGUCAAAGUGUAGAGUUUCAUCUUUACCUACUAUUUUACUCCACAAUGCAGAGUAUAUACCUAUCCUUUGCCUUCCUCUGUCACAGUAGUUUAAUGAUCCUUUUCCUAUUGCUUAUGUCAGGGAAACUUUUCAGGGCUAAGAUUAAGACUUUAUAUAGAAAGUUUCACUCACCCAUGAAACUGCAAAAUAUUCUCAUUUAUAGUACUGUUAGAUGUAUGCACUCUUAGCUAAGAUUAAAAAGUAGGAUUGUUCCUUUAAGUGAAUUUCAGUAUUUGGUGUGAUUUCUUAAGAAAUCUUAGCUUACUCCUGCCCCCUGUAGCCCACUGUUUUUAGCAGCUACAUUUGUAUAGGGAAUUCACAAUAUUCUGCUCUUCAAAUCAAUCCCUCUUGAGAAUUAUUGUAUAAUCUAAGCAUUCAUUUAAAACUUGUAGCUUGUUUUGUUAAACAUCAGCUAAUCAGACAAUGUACAGACAGCCUGAAUGAUAGUUCACUAAAUGAACUAUUAAUCCCCAUGGGGUGAGAAACAGGGCACCUUAAAUGUUAACGUCACUGCUCGCUUUGAGCAGCAAUGUCUAGUUUCUGCUGCUCCUAGAAUCCCAUAUAGCCUAUUUUGGUGCCAAAGAAUCUGGCUCCUAAAGUUUUCACACAGCUUCUCUGAAAAAAAUUGCACGUUGAUCCAGAUACAUGUAGUAUAUGAGGAGUGGGGACAGUGAAAUAAAUGGGUUGUAACAUUAAAGCAGUUCAGGACCAUA
Molecule: messenger RNA, 2346 nt
Organism: Gopherus flavomarginatus (Mexican gopher tortoise)
Lineage: Eukaryota; Metazoa; Chordata; Testudines; Testudinidae
Gene: ATP5PF
Product: ATP synthase peripheral stalk subunit F6
Exons: 4
Coding region: 321-644 (107 amino acids)
Biological process (GO): proton motive force-driven ATP synthesis
Molecular function (GO): proton transmembrane transporter activity
Source: RefSeq, a predicted model, not a curated record